AUGUCAUCGUACCCCACUUCUGGGGUCAACGGCACCCACCCACCUGGAGAAUCGGGGGACUCCAUCACAUUGCCAGGAAGAAAUCCUGAUUCCUCCUUCGACCCGCUAUCCGCAGCUUUAUCCUCCUCUCAGGUUAGAUAUACCGUUGCAAACCCAAAGAGCUUGGAGGCACACAAUGAAGCGUGCAAGGAUUUUCCUGGUGGAAAUACGAGGACUGUGCUACACUCCAGCCCGUUUCCAAUCACAUUUGUGAAAGGCGAGGGCUGCGAGCUGACGAGUCUGGAUGGUGAAGUUUACAUCGAUUUUCUCGGGGAAUUCACUGCCGGAAUAUAUGGCCACUCCAACCCCGCGAUCGCUGCGGCCGUCUCUGAGGCGAUGAAGAACGGUUGGAACUAUGGAGGGCCGAAUAUGUAUGAAAGAGCUCUUGCAAAGAAGGUCACCAAGCGCUUUUGUCCUUCCGGCAUCGAGCUCGUCCGCUUCACCAACUCCGGCACUGAAGCCAACACAAUGGCCCUUGCCGCAGCAGUCGCUUAUACCGGACGAACGAAGGUUCUAGCAUUCAAGAACGGAUAUCACGGCGGCACACUUUCGUUCCCGCUCACCACCAACAAAAUCAACGCCAAUCUUCCGCAUGACUUCAUUCUCGCACCGUAUAACAACAUUUCCGGCACUCAAACUAUUCUGGACAGCCUACCAAAGGACUCCCUCGCCGCCAUAAUUGUGGAAUGCAUUCAAGGAAGCGGCGGCGCUAUUCCUGGCAACGAAAACUUCCUCCACUUCCUCAAUACCAGAGCCAAUAAGUUGGGUGCACUCUUUAUCGUCGACGAAGUAAUGACCUCUAGGCUCUCCUACCAUGGCCUCUCCUCCGAACUUGGCCUGACACCCGACCUCGUUACACUGGGGAAAUGGGUCGGCGGAGGCAUGACGUUCGGCGCAUUCGGUGGCCGAAAGAGAGUGAUGAGCAUGUUUGACCCUCGAGACGGUGUACUGGCACAUUCGGGGACAUUCAAUAACAAUGUUGUCACUAUGGCUGCUGGAUGUACGGGCAUCAAUCUGUACAACGAAGCCGAAGUCAAACGCCUCAACGCACUCGGCGAUUCUCUCCGGACUGGCCUCCAAGCAAUUCUGUUAAGGUCUUGCCAAAUUGACCAAGAACAGCCAGCAGUCUUCAAACCCUGUCCGCAAAAAAACGAACUCGAAUCUCCCUUUACUGGCACCCAAUGUUAUACUUCCACUCCAGACACUGCCCUUUCCGUCGAAUCCCUCUCGCUCUCCGAGCCUCGCAAUACGAAGUCGAAGAUUGCGCACCAUUCGAGAAAAGGAGGAAUGUGGGUCUCUGGUCGCGGAAGUAUAAUGAAUGUACAUUUUUCUGGCGAGAGUGAGAAAAGUCUGCAAUCAAUUUUUUGGCAUUAUAUGCUUGAACAGGGUAUUUACCUCGCUCAGAGAGGUUUCGUGGCUUUGAAUAUUGAGAUAAAUGAGAGUCAUGUGGAGAAGUUCUUGAAAGCGGCAGAGGGAUUUGUUGGGAUGUACCAGGGUGGCCUGGGACAUUGA
Hyaloscypha bicolor E is the source of this 1551-nucleotide messenger RNA. RefSeq names its product putative glutamate-1-semialdehyde 2,1-aminomutase. Bases 1 to 1551 code for a protein of 516 amino acids. The transcript has 3 exons. Gene Ontology annotation, molecular function: pyridoxal phosphate binding; transaminase activity. The record is from RefSeq and is a predicted model, not a curated record. NCBI's taxonomy places the organism in Eukaryota, Fungi, Ascomycota, Leotiomycetes, Helotiales, Hyaloscyphaceae.